Molecule: messenger RNA, 864 nt
Organism: Adineta steineri
Lineage: Eukaryota; Metazoa; Rotifera; Eurotatoria; Adinetida; Adinetidae
Source: the annotation of a GenBank genome assembly
AUGUUAACACAAGAAGAAAUUCAAAGUUAUAAAAAAAAUGGUUAUCUAGUUGUAAAACAAUUGAUAACUAUUGAUGAUUGUCAAAAAUUAAAAGAAUCUGUCCAACAAUUAAUUCAUAAAUGGAAUCCUGAACAAGAUAGUCAAUGUGUAUUUUCUGCAAAUAGUAAUACUCAACAAUCAAAAAGUCGAUAUUUUCUUGAUAGUGGUGAUAAUAUAUCAUUUUUUAUUGAAGAAGAUGCAAUUGAUUUAAAUACAAAAAAACUCAAUCGAGAUAAAUAUCAUAGUGUUAAUAAAAUUGGACAUGCACUUCAUACACUUGAACCACAAUUUAAAAAAGUUUCAUUUUCGGAUAAAAUCAAAUCUAUUGUGCAUGAAUUAGAUUUUAUUAAACCAGCUAUAUGUCAAUCAAUGUAUAUUUUUAAACAACCACUUAUUGGAGCAAAAGUUACUCCACAUCAAGAUGGUACAUUUCUUUAUAAUGAACCACUUAAAAUUAUGGGUGUAUGGAUUGCACUUGAAGAUGCUACUAUUGAAAAUGGUUGUCUUUGGUUUAUACCUGGUUCACAUACAUAUCCUAUUAAUCGUCGUUAUGUUCGUAAUUCUAAUGAACAAGAAUUUAACAAUGGACAAAUGUUAAUAUUUACAGGAACUGAAGAUAAAUAUGAUGAUAAAGAUUUUGUUCCAAUUGAAAUAAAAGCUGGAGAUGCCAUUCUUAUUCAUGGACAAGCAGUACAUAAAAGUGAACAAAAUACAUCACCAAUUUCAAGACAAAUCUAUACAUUUCAUAUAAUUGAAAUGAAUGAUUCAGAAUAUAGUAAAGAGAAUUGGCUACAAACAAACGAACCAUUUCCAUUAAUUCAUUGA